Electrophorus electricus (electric eel) is the source of this 3184-nucleotide messenger RNA. NCBI's taxonomy places the organism in Eukaryota, Metazoa, Chordata, Actinopteri, Gymnotiformes, Gymnotidae. The record is from RefSeq and is a predicted model, not a curated record.
UGUGUGGUUACAAUAUAAAACUGAUCGAAUCUCACCAUGGCUGUUGUUGCGCUGGCUCAGAAUGUAUGUGGCUAUAAUUGAGAAACGAUCAAGCGAUAAAGGGCGGACAGCAAAAAAAGACAUACACGUUAGGCGCUGCCACUGAGACAAUAGUCUAGAUAUACCAUUUGUUGUUGGAAGGAGUGAAAGCGAAACCCCGGGGCUUAUUCAGACGACAGGUGGCAAUCUUCAGCUCUUUCUUGAAUUUAGGUAUCACCAACCAUGAGCUCACUGCAAAAAGAAGCUGUUGAGGUGCCAUGUCUGGGAAGACCAUUCCAGCUGGGCAUGCUGUAUGAUAUGAGGAGGGAUUGUCUCAUACCAGCGUCACCAGCCAUGAGCUCACUGGAAAAGGAAGCUGUCGAGAUGCCGUGCCUGGGAAGACCAUUCCAGCUGGGCAUGCUGUAUGAUAUGAGGAGGGAUUGUCUCGUACCAGGCUUGACCUUAUGGGACAACAAUGAACUUCAGGGACACAAAAAUGUGAUUCCAAAACAGUUCACUCAAAUGGAGGUCAGUGCUUCAGACAGUUUAGAAAACAAGGCAGCUUCUAUGAACAUAAGUGGCUCCCUAAAGCUCAGUGUUCUGUCUGGAAAAGUAAAUGUAGAAGGAUCAGCUAAAUAUUUCAAUGACAACAAAAAGUCUUCUAAACAGUCCAGGAUUACACUGAAAUACCAUGUAAGCACACAGUUUAAACAGCUGACAAUGGAUCAUCUGGACCACAAGAAGUUUAAAUACACUGAGGUGUUGAACGGUGAGAAGGAUGAAAAUGAUGUAGCAACACAUGUGGUCACCGCUGUGUUGUACGGUGCUGAUGCUUUCUUUGUGUUUAGUAGAGAUUUAGAUUCAAAUGAGGAGAAGACUAAUAUAGAAGGAACAUUCAAAGCUGCUCUUAGUAAUCUCGGUAAACUGGGGAAUUUGGAAGGUCAGGCCUCAGUGAAACUGAAUGAGAGUGAGAAGGCAGUGACUGACAAAUUCAGCUGUACUUUCUAUGGAGAUUUUAGAUUACCAGCUAAUCCAUUCUCAUUUGAAGGUGCAAUGGACAUAUACAAACAACUUCCAAACAUGCUUGGUGAGAAAGGAGAAAACGCAGUUCCACUGAAAGCGUGGCUCUACCCUCUUGCCAAACUGGAUUCAAAAGCAGCAAAAUGUGUCCGUGACAUAAGCAAUAGCCUUAUUACGGCUGUAUCAGAUGUAAUCGAGAGUUUGAACAAUGCAGAAAUUAGAUGCAAUGAUCUUGCAGUAGACACUGCUGCACAAGCGUUUCCUGCUUUCCAUCAAAAGAUUCAAGAGCUGAAGAAAAAAUGCAAUGACUAUAAGCUAGAUCUGCUGAAGAAAGUGGGUUCUCUGCUGCCAUUAAUACGUGGAGGUCAAGAAGAAGAAUGUGAUCUUGUAGACCUCCUCAAGCAUCAUGAGGAGUCUCCUUUCAGUAGCACUGAACUUGACCAGUGGAUAAAGAUCAAACAGGAUGAAGCAGAUGUACUGAAAGCCUUUCUGGAGAAGCUGGAGUGUCCUGUUCGAGAUGUAUAUAAAAGCAUUGGCAAGGUCUUUGCACACACUGAAGAUGUGGUGUGCUUUACUUUCACCUCUCUGGAUGAGUCAGAUCCUUUUCUUGAUUAUCUAACAAACUAUAUAGAUGAAAAGUCUGAAAAGAGACAUAAAGGCAAAAGAGAGAAACCUGAGUCCUGGUUGACUCAAGACGUAGGUCAGAGAAUGAGGAAAACCUUGAAAUUAUUCAAUGGCCUAAAGAGCUCAAGUAAGAGUAACAACACCAAAUUUAUUGUGGUGUCAGAUUAUAACGAGGAGAACCCUGGUGCUUGCAUAAUGUUGUACGGACAUGAAUGUGAUGAUGCCGUUUGCUUUAUCCCGCCAUCUAAACCCAUCUGCUCAACCACUGGUGCUGUGACUGACAGCAGUGUAACAGUGAAAUUAAGCCCUGCAUGUGAAUCGACAGUGAAGCGAAACCUGGAAUACAAGAUGAAGCAGGAGGAGGAGUGGAAGUGUCAAUCUCUGCACCAUAAAGAAGAUGAAGUCACACUAACAGACCUGAAUGCUGAUGCUGUGUAUGAGAUCAGGUGUGUGGCAGUGGGAGAACUGGAGCGGUUCCCAGUUACCAGUGAUGUCAUCAUUGCUAAAACAUAAGUCUGAAAUUUAUGAAUCACUGCAUCAGUACAUAAAUAUAAAUGAAUGAAUGACUCAAGAAAAACAUUACUGUAGAUUGAAAACACUUCUUGGAUACUAAUCAAGAAGUAGUACAGUAGUAAUUGUCUACUAAAAAAUGAAUAGUUAAAAGUCUUAUCAAGAGCUGUAGCAGGGUUUUGUGGUUUUCACCACCCUGCAUGCACUAGGGUUAAGAUCUAAUGAGGUUAGUGUUAAGGGCCCUGCACAAUUGUUUUUUUUUUAAUCUGUGAAAAAUAAAUACUUCUGCAAAGAAUGUUAUAUAUUCCAGUUACCUUCCAAUUAUUUUGCCAUUUAAAAGAGUGUUUUGAAUUUUUUUUUUCUUUUGGCCUUUACUGUUCUGCUUUGUGGGUGUGGACGCUAGUGGAUUGAAUGACAGCCUCAGUGUCAAAUGAAACCACCCAGAUAGUUAGUAUGGAGUAGACUGUAAAUCAGAUCACAUCAACACUGCUUUACAUGUCUGAACCUGAAAACGUGAAAGGCUGUUAGGUCUCUUGGUCAACAGCGGAACCCUGCCAUGUUUAAAUACAGGCUAACCGAAUUCUCUGCAUAAGUUAAUGGAUACACCAGUUAAUAUUUUAAGAAUAUAUUUAAAGUGGUAUUUUCUUUGCAUCUCUUAAAAAUUGAUGACUUUUACAUUAAAGCUAUUAGCUAACGUUAGCUAUGAUUAGCUAGUCAGCUAGUUUAUAUAUAUAUAUAUAUAGCCCUGAUUAACCAGGGCUAGCUAUCAGGCUUCAACUAAUCAUGGGGAGACUAAACAUGGGGAAAGUCCAUUAUUAGUCAUUUUUAAAAUGUCAGUGCAUCAUAUCAUGUGAUGUUAUAAAAAUACAUUUGUAGUUUAGCUAAAUUACAUAAAAUUGGCAAAUGUUAGCCUACAGAUUUGGUUAUUCUCUCAUUGCUUGCUAUGUUAUUGAAUAAAGUGUCAAAUGAAACAAUAACUGUUAAUUAGAAAUAAAGACUUAACAACUUAUUA